AGUGGAAUCAGGCCCUACACCAUAUGCAAAAGACAGAAUCGACGGUGCCUACGCCAGCUUUCAUUGUUUGUGUGACAUGGAGAUGUUGCAGCGCAUCAGGGACUGUACUGUGGCCGAGGCGCACCGGGCGCAAGGAAAAAACACAACAUGGGACUUGUCUGUGGAGGAAUUGGAAGCAUUCAUUGCGGUCCUGUAUGUCCGUGGGCUAUACGGCAAUAGACAAGCGUCUUUGGAUGGCUACUGGUCAUGUUUAAAAUCAGAUUUCUUUCGAGACACAAUGCCAGUGGACCGCUUCACAGAAAUCAUGCGGUACCUGCGUUUUGACACAAGAGAGAUCAGACGCCCCCGGACAAAUUCGAACAAAUUCGCCGUGGUCUCAGAAGUUUGGAACGCGUUUGUACGGAACUGCGUUGCAUGUUACAAGCCAGGGUUGAACAUCACUGUUGAGGAGCAACGGUUCCUUACAAGUGGGGAGGUCAUCAAGUUUUCGUUGACCGCUGACGUAGACAGCAAGUACGUGCUAAAUGUCAUUCCUCAUGUCGUUCCUUAUUCGUGGGAAGAUGAAUCUCAGAAGCCUGAAAAUGUGGCAUUGAAGCUUGUGGAACCUUACCUCGGUGCGGGGAGAAAUGUCACUACGGACAAGUUCUGCACAUCCCUGCCAUUAGCAAAUAAGUUGAUUGCCAACAAUACCAACUUGGUCGGGGCCGUGAGUCAUUGCGGACGAGAGCUGCCUCCCGUGAUGCGUAAUCAGACACAGACAAAGCUAUACUCCACUACCGUGCUAAAGCAUGACAAAGCAACCCUUACGGUUUACAGAAGUAACCCAAGAAAGAACGUCUGUAUUCUGAGCACUAUGCACCCGACUGUCGCCAUCGGGAGCGACCGAACGAGAGAACCGGAGACCGUGACGUUCUAUAAUAGCAACAGGGUUGACGUAAAUAGGAUGACAAGAGAGCGCACGGUGGAGGUUGUGACAGGGUUGGAGAAAGGAGGUUCACACCGCUGGCCCCUUGCGGUAUUCUUCAACCUUCUUGACCUGGCUGCAAUCAACGCAUAUGUUUUGUUCACGCAAUGCACCGCUAAGACAGUGUCAAGGAGAGAUUUCGUCAUGGAUCUGGCAUUCGAGCUUCGCGAGAAGCACAUGAGGGCCAGUGCCGCACCGCCUCCUCCCCUCCCACCCAUCCAGGACACAGUCUGUGAAACGAAGACCCGGAGCAAGGUGCGCAGAUCGACACGGAACAAGGCUCCUGAAAGCUGUGGGUAGUGCAACGGAUUUGCUUGUGGGUCUUGCGCACGCAAAUAUCCAGAACAACAGAAGACGAGAGAUGAAUUCAUGCGUUAGGCUAAAGGCGCAUAUCCCAAAGGCACAAGAUACUGUCUCCAGUGAAUUAACAACCGAGUCUGUGUUAUAGCAUGGAUAUAUUGCCACUAAUUCUCCUGUAUGCAUGUAAUGUUUCAACAUUGUGUUUUGCACCCUACCAAUUGUGUUACAAAUAAAAUGCAGAA
This is a messenger RNA of Salvelinus namaycush (lake trout), 1506 nucleotides long. RefSeq lists its product as uncharacterized. The transcript has 2 exons. The record is from RefSeq and is a predicted model, not a curated record. Lineage: Eukaryota; Metazoa; Chordata; Actinopteri; Salmoniformes; Salmonidae. Bases 77 to 1264 code for a protein of 395 amino acids.